This is a messenger RNA of [Torrubiella] hemipterigena, 402 nucleotides long. The record is from the annotation of a GenBank genome assembly. NCBI's taxonomy places the organism in Eukaryota, Fungi, Ascomycota, Sordariomycetes, Hypocreales, Clavicipitaceae.
AUGUAUGCCGACGCGCAUUCCCGUAUCAUCCUUACAGAAUGGAUUGAUAGUGAACCGUUGACAGUCUGGAACUCUCAAAUAUCUCUGGAUACGCGACACAGUUUCCUCGCCUCUCUUGCAGAUUUCUCGAUACAACUAUGGACUGCUCCUGUUGAGCCAGAAUUAGCAGUCGAUAAAACAUCUUCAUACUCUGCGUGGCUCACCAACAGUCUCGACCGCGGACUCCGAAGAACUAUCCAAGGUACUGCUCGGUGGGGCAGCACCAUUGACUACCUUAUUAUGCGGUCGAUGGUGCGCCGUUACUCUAAAGAUCUUGACGGUGGCCAGAUCUUGGGGUUUGCUCACGGAGACAUGAAUGCUCACAAUGUGAUGCGAACAAAGGACUUUCAACUAGCUGGGUAG